Messenger RNA from Photinus pyralis (common eastern firefly), 1451 nucleotides. RefSeq names its product serine/threonine-protein kinase RIO2 (gene RIOK2). The record is from RefSeq and is a predicted model, not a curated record. Gene Ontology annotation, cellular component: preribosome, small subunit precursor; cytosol; nucleus. NCBI's taxonomy places the organism in Eukaryota, Metazoa, Arthropoda, Insecta, Coleoptera, Lampyridae. Gene Ontology annotation, molecular function: protein serine/threonine kinase activity; ATP binding. The transcript has 4 exons. The coding region runs from base 92 to 1408 and encodes 438 amino acids. Gene Ontology annotation, biological process: maturation of SSU-rRNA; protein phosphorylation.
UUCAUUAUUUAUACACGUCAAGUGCUCAUUAUUUCUAAACAUUGAAAUUGUCAAUUCUAAUUGUUAAUUAUUUAUAAUUAUUACAAUAAACAUGGGCAAACUCAACGUUUCCCUUCUGCGAUACUUAAGUCCAGAGGAUUUUCGCGUUUUAACUGCUAUCGAAAUGGGUAUGAAAAACCACGAAUUGGUACCUGCUGCCCUCGCUGCAAGUAUCGCCAAUCUGCAGCAUGGAGGAGUACACAAACUGCUAAGAGAUUUGUGUAAACAUCGUCUGCUUAGUUACGAACGAGGCAAAAAGUUUGACGGUUAUAGAUUAACGAAUAUGGGAUAUGACUACUUGGCGUUAAAGACACUGACGAAACGUGGCGCUCUCAACUCAUUUGGAAAUCAGAUUGGUGUUGGUAAAGAGAGUAACAUAUACAUUGUCGCCAAUUCGGAUCACCAGGAAUUGUGCUUGAAAUUACAUCGACUUGGCCGAACUUGCUUCAGAAACAUAAAGGAUAAGCGCGACUACCAUAAGCACAGAAAGUCAGCGUCGUGGUUGUAUCUCUCGCGGAUUUCUGCCACAAAAGAGUUUGCAUACAUGAAAGCCUUACAUGAUAGAGGGUUCCCUGUUCCAAAACCGAUAGAUUACAAUAGGCACUGUGUGGUUAUGGAACUUAUCGUCGGAAAACCACUCACUAAUGUGUUGGAAGUCGAAAAUGUAGAGGGUCUCUAUGAUGAGCUAAUGAAUCUUAUUGUCCGUUUUGCUGAUUCUGGGGUGAUUCACGGAGAUUUUAAUGAGUUUAAUAUCAUGCUAAGCGAAAAUGAGAAACCAGUGAUAAUUGAUUUUCCUCAGAUGAUUUCCACUUUGCAUCCAAAUGCGGAAAUGUACUUCAAUCGAGAUGUGAACUGCAUCAAAGAAUUUUUCAAGAAACGUUUCAGCUACGAGAGUGAAUUAUUUCCAAAAUUCAGUGAGACUGAGAGGUGCGACAAUUUAGACGCUGAAGUUGCAUGUUCUGGUUUUACCAAGCAAAUGGCAAAGGAUAUGAAUAUAGAGCUCGGUUUGGAGGAGGAAGAGGAACUACAGCAAAACGAGGACUUGGAGAGUGACGAAUGUUUCGAAGAGAAUGCUUCUGAAGCGCUGGCCACACGCCUGGAACUACACGACUUUAAUCAGACUGUGGAUUCAGACACCGGUUCUUGUUCAGGUGAUUCGUGCUACAGUGACGAAAUCGGUAGCAUAAGAUCGACAGCUACAACAAUAGCGCCGGAAGAAAUUAAGAAUAGGGUCAGAAGACAAAUGCAGCAGAAGGAGAAGAAGAUACAGAGGAAAAAAUGCGUCGCGAAGGGAGAAGCAAGUGCAGUGACAAGAGUUAGGCGGGAAAAUAAUGAUAAUAUUAAGGAAAGUAGGGAUAUUUGGGGAUAAAUAUUGUAAUUAUUUGGGAAAAUAUAAUUAUUACUGUUUUGUA